AUAAAAACAGCCUUCGAUAAAUACCCGAAUUCUUCCUUUACUAUUGGCUCUCUAUCAUUUCUCUCUCUCUCUUCAUCAAAUUUCUGCCCUAAACGAAAUCUUCUCUCCGUUCAUUUCGAUGGCUUCUCAAAUGGCUAGACGUUGGUUGAGACCUGAGGCAUAUCCUUUGUUUGCAACACUUGGAUUAGCCGUCGGAAUUUGUGGAUUUCAAUUGGUUCGUAACAUCAUGAUCAACCCUGAAGUCAGGGUUAACAAGGAAAAUAGGGCUGCUGGAGUAUUGGAGAACCACGCAGAGGGUGAGAAAUACACUGAACAUAGCCUCAGGAAAUGGGUUCGCAACAAGUCCCCAGAAAUCAUGCCAAACCUCAACAACUUCUUCACCAGCCCAAAAUGAAGAUAGUAAUUACUUGUCCGUGAAGUCUCCGUGUUCCUUAAAUGUUGAACUUGCUUUCUCUUUUCAUUUGUCAUAGUAUCUGUGAUUGCUAUUGCUUAUUGUGAUUGUCAUUGACAUAUAGGUUUUGAGGUUGGUUGGCCUCUGUGUUUCGAGAUUAAAACUUGAACUAAUUACUAAGCUUUGUGGAUGAUAAGACAAACUGCAUUGGUACAUUAUUAGUUGGUCAUUUCAAGUAUUUUGUGUUCAUCACAUUUGGUA
Messenger RNA from Papaver somniferum (opium poppy), 652 nucleotides. RefSeq lists its product as uncharacterized. The transcript has 3 exons. Lineage: Eukaryota; Viridiplantae; Streptophyta; Magnoliopsida; Ranunculales; Papaveraceae. The record is from RefSeq and is a predicted model, not a curated record. Bases 119 to 394 code for a protein of 91 amino acids.